Cyphomyrmex costatus is the source of this 426-nucleotide messenger RNA. RefSeq names its product matrix metalloproteinase-24-like. The transcript has a single exon. The record is from RefSeq and is a predicted model, not a curated record. Gene Ontology annotation, molecular function: metalloendopeptidase activity. Bases 1 to 426 code for a protein of 141 amino acids. NCBI's taxonomy places the organism in Eukaryota, Metazoa, Arthropoda, Insecta, Hymenoptera, Formicidae. Gene Ontology annotation, biological process: collagen catabolic process; extracellular matrix organization.
AUGUCUCUCGCUUACCUCGUGGCUUUCGUUUCUGUAACGAUAUGCGCGUCGACGCCGACGGCUGAAAAUCUCGUAAACACAGAAGUGAUAGAAUAUUUGCAGAGGUACGGUUACCUAAAAGAGGCAGAUGUAACUACUCACACGUCGAUCGAGGAUGAAAAAAUUAAAGAGGCUAUCGCAUUAUUUCAAGAAUACUAUCAAAUACCAGGUAACGGUAUAUUGAACGAUAAUACGUUAGAUCAAAUGCGAAAACCUCGAUGUGGACUUCCGGAUAUGCCACACCAGGAACACAAUACGAAUACAGUAAAAUGGAAAAAAACGCAUCUUACGUGGAACUUUCACUUAGCGGACGCGAAUACAUUGAAACUCGCGACAUACGCAUUCUUAAUAUGGGCGGCGAACACGUAUCUAACAUUCGAACGUUAA